This is a messenger RNA of Manis pentadactyla (Chinese pangolin), 3171 nucleotides long. RefSeq names its product septin-4. The coding region runs from base 16 to 3006 and encodes 996 amino acids. The record is from RefSeq and is a predicted model, not a curated record. The transcript is spliced from 14 exons. Gene Ontology annotation, molecular function: GTPase activity; GTP binding; molecular adaptor activity. Gene Ontology annotation, biological process: regulation of exocytosis; cytoskeleton-dependent cytokinesis. Gene Ontology annotation, cellular component: cell division site; synaptic vesicle; septin complex. Lineage: Eukaryota; Metazoa; Chordata; Mammalia; Pholidota; Manidae.
AGCAGAGCCUAUCAGAUGGUCAAGAUGAACAAGACUGGGUCCAAGGUAGUGCUUUCAGCACAGAAAGGGUCUCAGAUUACUAACACAACCCCUCAGCGGGGACAUUGGUACAUUCUUGCCUCAAGCCAGCCAAGCGCUACAGUCUCCCUGAGCCCAUCGUCCCAUCGAAGAGCCGACCCUGGGCAUCCUAUCACUCCCAAUUUGGUGUCAGAAUAUUCUCAACCUGUCUCCCCCGAGUCAGGGCCCAGCUUCUCUGCACCAUCCAUCCCUAAGGGAACUGAAGCCCGAUCAAAAUCAAAAGUAUACCGCCAUCCUUCUCUUGCAAGGAAGGUCCAGCAAACUCAGACAUCAGCUUCUCACGCCACCCAGAUGCCAGGGAAUGUCAGUCCAUCCAGACACGAAUCAACACAAAGGGGGGUUGAGAGCAAGUCAGGGUGUGAUAGCAGUAAUCGCUACUCAUUAACCACAGAUAGGAAAUCUCGCCGGUUGAGUUUUAUAGACCAGAAGGAUAAUUUACAGAUCUUAGAAGAAGAUCCACCCUCCAAAGUCCAGUAUCCACAAGGGGUCAGAGUUCCAUACAGGCCUUUGGUUUGCCCAAAGGAUAAAGCAGUUCAAACUGAGCCCAUCCGAAAGAGUUCAAGAGCAAGUCCGGGUGUUGAGAUGACAUCUGCUGCUGAGAUGAGAUCUCCAACGAGACCCUCUAGCCCAAAACAUGCCAGCAGCCACAUCUCUGCCAACUGUCAGAGAGCCCGGAGAAGGAUCCCCGGUCAAGAGUCUGAAAUGGGUCAUCACAGCUCAGGGAAUACCGAACCCAAGGCACUGCAUAGGAAAAUGAACUUGGAAUCCCUCAGACUCUCUGUCCUUAAAGAUUUGGAUGGUGAACACCAAGUUUGUGUUCGUCCAGGGCCAGAGUGUAUCUGCAAGCCGUCUGCCUACACGGAAACCAAGCCCUCCUCAGAGAUCUUAGUGUCAUCAGAAGUGGAGUCCAGCAUGAAGUCCUCAAUCCGAGGAGACAGCGAGGUGGGCCGCAGGGUCACCAUCUCCCCAAGGGGACAGUCAGUACAGUCAGUUCACCGUGUGACAUUUCGAGCAGUGCCUGAGAGGCCCCACAGAUCUGCGUUUGUCAUGCCAGAGCCCAUCUAUAAACAGCCCGCCCAAAGACCCUCAGAAGGUGCCUACGUGUCCCCAGGACCUACACUUAGGUAUCCAGAACCCUCCCAAAAGCCCUCUCUCCGUGCAGAACUGGAACUGACCCCUCGGCCCUUACCCCCUCGGUCCUUACCGAAGUAUGGGCCCGACUCCUCGUGGUGGGCCUUACUCAGUCUUGAUGCUGAAACGUGCCACAGCCGGCCAACAGCACCUGAUUUCAAGCCUAAGUGUCCUCCUGCCUUAGACCUUUUAUCGCCCUCUUUUGAAAUGGACUCAGGCCUUUUCUGUAAAGAUCAGAUGUUCCAGAGAGAGAAGGCAAGUCCAUCACUGCCACCAGCACCAGCACCAAAGGAGUCUCCAAACCGGGCACCACUGAGGGAAGUGCCACAGGCCCCCAAGCACGCCUCCGAAAAACCCAUUCAAAGGUUUAGUGCUUUCAUCUUGGAUGUCUCUGAGGAAAUGCACAAUCAUGUCAUCUGGUGGCUAAAAGAUGAGGAGAUCAAACGCUUCCUAGAGGACUCGGAUGAUACAGAACUGAACAAGUUUGUGAAGGAUUACCCAGGAGGCAAGACCUGCCACCAACCAGAGGCCAGGCCCCAAAUCCUGGAGCCAAAGCCCCAGGCCCUGGACCUCUGCCAGGAUGACCUGGAGUUCACACCGCCCUCGUGGCCCCAGACCUCUGCCAGCCAGCAGUACUUCUCUGCCUCAGCCCCUCUCAGCCCCUCAGCCCGGCCCCGCAGCCCGUGGGGCAAGCUUGAUCCCUAUGACUCCUCUGAGGAUGACAAGGAGUAUGUGGGCUUUGCCACGCUCCCCAAUCAAGUCCACCGAAAGUCCGUGAAGAAGGGCUUUGACUUCACCCUCAUGGUGGCAGGAGAGUCUGGUCUAGGGAAAUCUACUCUGGUCAAUAGCCUCUUCCUCACUGAUCUGUACCAGGACCGGAAACUCCUCAAUGCUGAAGAGCGGAUCAUGCAAACUGCGGAGAUCACUAAACAUGCAGUGGACAUAGAAGAGAAGGGUGUGAGGCUGCGGCUCACCAUUGUGGACACACCAGGUUUUGGGGAUGCAGUCAACAACACAGAGUGCUGGAAGCCUGUGGCAGAAUACAUCGACCAGCAGUUUGAGCAGUAUUUCCGAGAUGAGAGUGGCCUGAACCGCAAGAACAUCCAAGACAACAGGGUGCACUGCUGCCUGUACUUCAUCUCGCCCUUCGGCCACGGGCUCCGGCCGUUGGAUGUUGAAUUCAUGAAGGCCCUGCAUCAGCGGGUCAACAUCGUGCCUAUCUUGGCAAAGGCGGACACACUGACACCUCCAGAAGUGGAGCACAAGAAACACAAAAUCCGAGAGGAGAUUGAGCACUUUGGAAUCAAGGUCUACCAGUUUCCAGACUGUGACUCUGAUGAGGAUGAGGACUUCAAAUUACAGGACCAAGCCCUGAAGGAAAGCAUCCCAUUUGCUGUAAUUGGCAGCAACACUGUAGUGGAGGCCCGAGGGCGGCGGGUUCGAGGCCGGCUCUACCCCUGGGGCAUCGUGGAAGUUGAAAACCCAGGGCACUGCGACUUUGUGAAGCUGAGGACAAUGCUGGUGCGCACUCACAUGCAGGACCUGAAGGACGUGACGCGGGAGACACAUUAUGAGAACUACCGGGCACAGUGCAUCCAGAGCAUGACCCGCCUUGUGGCGAAAGAACGGAAUCGCAACAAACUGACUCGAGAGAGUGGUACUGACUUCCCCAUCCCUGCUGUCCCAGCAGGGACAGAUCCAGAAACAGAGAGGCUGAUCCAAGAGAAAGAUGAGGAGCUGCGGCGGAUGCAGGAGAUGCUGCGCAAAAUCCAAAGACAGAUGAAGAAGACCCAUUAGCUGGCUCUCAGCCCUGGGUACUUACAUGUCCUUCUCUCCGUCCUGCCUAAGCCAGCCCCUGCCAGCUCCUGCCACGCUCAGGCCCCUCACGCUACUUGCCACUUCGUCGCAUUUCCCUGCUGCCUCCCCAGAGACUCGGAGGAAAUAAAGUUUAACAAAUCUCUA